AUGUCAUUUACAAUGAAUAAAAAUUUUUCUGAAAAUCAUUCUCGUUCUGAUUCUCAAAUAGACGAUAGGAGAUCAGCAAGUUCAUCAAUUCCAUUAUCAAAUUCAUUUGAACGUCGUACAUUAGCUAAGAUAUAUCAACAGAUACCAACAACAAUUCAAACGCUAGCUAGCCUUUGUCAACUGCUCGACGAUUAUCCGUUAUCAGAAAUGAAACUUGAACAAGUUGAACAAGGCACCGUAGACAGUAUUUUAUGGAAUGAAGGUCAUUCGUGUCCGAUUGCAAUAGAUCAAAAUAAUCAUUUAGUAAAAUUUCGACAGUCAAUACGUGAAUAUAUUCAUGAAUUUCUUGAAUUUGCACAACAAAUUCUUAUAUUCUCCAAUGAAAAUAAUGAAAUACAAAAAUCUGUAAACUAUUUAAGUAUGUUAAACGACUACCGAAUCAAACGACAAUCGGCAUAUAAUUAUUUUUCUGAUCAUUAUAAAGUAGAUGGUUCGAUGCUAAUCUUAAAUAAUAUUGAUAGACAGCAAUAUCAUGAACUUCGAUUAAUUGCUUUAAAUUUACGACAAUUCUUUUUAAAACUAAUCACAUUUAUUAGUCCAAAGUUUUCAACUUUAGAAUAA
Messenger RNA from Rotaria socialis, 621 nucleotides. The record is from the annotation of a GenBank genome assembly. NCBI's taxonomy places the organism in Eukaryota, Metazoa, Rotifera, Eurotatoria, Philodinida, Philodinidae.